UAACAAUCCUGAUGGCUUUUCCAAAGCUUCUCCUAUCUCUUAUGUUCCCCUGUGCUCUGGAACCCUGAACUUCCUUAGACACCUGCUGCAUCUCUCUUAGACUUUGAGCUGGUACAAGCUCAUUUCACACAGCAGGUGCUGUGAGCAAAGCAGACUGAGAAACUGAAAAUACAACUCUGCAAAGAGCAAGUGUUGCUGCAGUCAGCACUAACUGUGAGCAGGAAAGUGAGUGGGCAGGUCAGUUAUCCCAGCCUGAUGGUCUCGACCUGUAUAACUCCUCAGUGGGCUGCCUUCAAUGUUUGCUCAGCAGUGUUUGUUCCCUGAGUUCUUCUGUCCACUGGAUUCCUGUGCAAACCCUUUGUCCCACGGGUGCUGCGCCUUGUGCUCAAUCAGGGUGGAAGAUCCCUCUUCAAAGGAAAGUCUCAGGUCUGGGUCCUACCCAAAUCCUACUUGCAUGCUCUUACUAAUGGCUUUCUUCUACUUAAGCAGAGCUUGAGGACUGGAACAAAACACAGACUGAGCUGGAAAGGGCUUGAGAUAGCUGAAGACAUCACUUUAUGUCCAUUGCUCUUUCUGUGCCCUGCUGAGAGGUCAUGAGUGAAACAUCUGCUUGCCUCUGGACCUCCAGUCAAAGGUCAUAAGCAGCCCUAGGUCCCGUAUCAAAAGGAAAUAUUAGAGCCCAUUCUUUUUUUAAAGUUGACAACUGAUUUGGGAAUGAUUUCACAUAACAGGAUUGACCAGAUUGCAAAAUCCAGGAAAGGGACACAGCACACAGCUCUGAGUAAACUGGUGGGUUUGGAGAUACCAGAAUUCCUCCUGGCAAGCAGACACAGCUGGCUUAGGCAACAGCUGUCAUGUAGCAAGGACGGUGGACAGAGAGGCUCUGAGCUAUUGUGUAGUGCUCAGGCUUCUUCUGCCUUCAAGGAAAAGCCAGUCCUGAGCCUUAAGGGAAGAAAAGAAGGAUGGUGAGUAAGCCCUGUGACUAGAGAAGUCUACAGUAGCUAUUCCCAGGAGGGCAGUGAUGCUGGUUUUCUUCCAGAGUGGGAGAUGUAAGUAGGUGUCAGAUGUGCAGCAGGAUGGAGGCUGCCCUAAGGAAUAAAAGUAGACAAGCUGCCCUUUGUUAUGGCCUCCUACAGUAUGGGAGGAAAACACAUUGCAGCAGGCUCAGUGUCCAACAGGAAGCAACUUUCUGCAUCCCUUCUUCCCUGGAGCCUUGGCCAAUAUGCCAAAAUAUCACAGAGGUUGAUUUGAUCCCCUGUUGGCUCAGUAGGUUGGGCUGGGUGAGCCUGUAGGUCUCUCCAGCCCCUGUUUUCUGUGUUUCCAGGUGAGCAGCACAAGCAGAGUGUCACUUUUAGGAUCAUGCCUUUGUGCCCUGCACUGGCAUGGUGAGAACAAGCUUCCCAUGUACUGCUCCCUGGCAGCAGUGACUCACCUGGCAGGAUUGUCUUCCAUAGCCUGAUUCCCAGACCACACUGGCCUGUCAAGAGCAGUCUCCAUGGAGUGGUUUGAACAAAAGGAAACAGCACAUGAAACCCAUAACCCUCUGUUUUAGGUUACAAUAUGAGAUGUGCCCAAAAUUAUGUAUUCUAUCAACAUCUUUGUGAGCAGUUAAAACUACAUGGGGUAGUGUUCCUUGUCUCUCUCAUUACUCAUCCUUGAUAACUCCAGGGGAUAUCUUUUGUUAAUGGGCCACUGAGUGGCACUGCAUGACUGAUAAAAUUACAUCAUUCCAUUGUGAGAUGCUCCACCCAGGGGGAGGAACCAAGCAUUCCUACCCGCAUAUACUCUGACACUUGUAGCAGUCACAGUCAGCCUUAUCCACUGAAUUCCCUGAGGACCAGAGUUCUAUAACCAUCACUGGACUUUCAGAGGAAGAACAAACCCUUCUACAGGAUCACUGCUUCAACAGAACCACACCUAUCACUUCAAGAGUACUUCAGCCAGCAGUUAAUUUGACUGCUACCAACACCCAGACUAACUGGAUGCCAGCUGCCCCAGAGCCUGCAGAGCACGCAGCGGGUGACACGCGGUGAGUUCGGAGCACGGGCAUGGCGGGUGACCGCGGGACAAUGCGGCUUCUUCCCGUUGUCCUCCUCUUCCUUCAGAUGAGGCAGACAGAUGGGAACCAGUGCAGUUCAAAUCCUUGUCACUAUGGUGGCCACUGUAAAGAUGGACUUGGUUCCUACACUUGCACGUGCUUGGAUGGUUAUCAAGGCAAGAACUGUGAAUUUGUCAUACCAAAGUUCUGCAGAAUAAACAAUGGGGACUGUGAGCAGUUCUGCAGCGUCCGAAGAGAUGGGCGGAAGGAUGUGCUGUGUUCCUGUGCAGAUGGGUACCUUCUAGCAGAGGAUGGCAAGCACUGUGUUGCAACAGUAAAAUACCCUUGUGGAAAAGUUUCUGUGGUAAGGAAAAAAAGGUCUGCUCUUUCACCCACUGAUCAUAGCAGUAGAAUGAGUGAUCAAGAAGACCCUGCAGCAAAUGAAAUGAGCACAGAGGAGUACUUUGCAAUUACCACAGAAAGCCCAACGCCUGCACCUGACAACAGAACCAGCAGCAAGACUCCGUAUGUCGACACCAGGAUAGUUGGUGGGGAUGAGUGUCUUCCUGGCCAGUGCCCAUGGCAGGCUGUUCUGUUAAACGAGGAAGGAGAAGAGUUUUGUGGUGGAACUAUUCUGAAUGAAAAUUUCAUACUUACUGCAGCUCAUUGCAUAAACCAAUCCAAAGAAAUCAAAGUUGUUGUUGGUGAAGUGGACAGAGAGAAGAAAGAGGCGUCUGAAUCAAUGCACACUGUGGACAAAAUAUUUGUUCACUCCAAAUUUAUUGUUGAGACAUACGAUAAUGACAUUGCUUUAUUAAAGCUGAAGGAACCAAUCAGGUUUUCAGAGUACGUCAUCGCAGCAUGUCUCCCCAAAGCUGACUUUGCUAAUGAAGUUCUGAUGAAGCAGAAAUCUGGGAGGGUUAGCGGCUUUGGGCGGGAAUAUGAUGGUGGACAGCUCCCAAAGAAACUGAAGGUCCUUGAACUCCCCUAUGUUAAUAGGAGCACUUGCAAACAGUCCACUUACUUUGCACUAACUGAGAACAUGUUCUGUGCUGGUUAUGACACUGAGGAAAAAGAUGCUUGCCAAGGAGAUAGUGGUGGCCCCCAUGUGACCAGAUAUAAGGAUACUUAUUUUGUUACUGGAAUUGUUAGCUGGGGCGAAGGAUGUGCAAGGAAAGGCAAAUAUGGUGUCUAUACCAAACUGUCCCGGUUCUUGCGCUGGGUGACAAAAAUCAUGAGUAUGUAGUGGUGUGCUGUGUCCCUAGAUCCUCCUUGUUAGCUGCCAAGGUGCAGGAUUUGAAAUGGAAACUUUCUUUUCCUGCAUAUGUGCUAAGUUGGUUUUGAGAUCUGACUCCUUAAAAUUAUGAUCUGCUUCCACUGGUAUUAUUCCUGGCUUUAAAGCACCCCUCUGUGGACUGUGAAGGUCUUUGGAAUUGGUUGAAUGAGGGAAUUUCCUCAAGCAAAAAGGCUGCUGAGUGGGGUCUUUGGCUUCUUUUAAUUAUUGCUUAAUGGCCAUUUUAGUUGCUGUGUGUUGUCACGAGUGCUCCAACCAGAGGCUCCUAAACAUGUUCUGAACAGUCAUUAGUCAUGAUGAAAGCAGGAAGGAUGGGAGUCACUUGAUCUUCAUAUUGCAGCCAUCUGGCUCAGCAGGGAGUUUGUCCAUACUGGAGUUGUUUAGCUUCUACCUUCAGAUGUGUUCAGAAGAUUAAGGGAGCAGGAGAUCAUGAAUGUCUAAACAAAGAGGGGUUUUGCUUUAUAAGGGUUAUACUUUAUUUUAGUUUAAUUUGUACACUCUGCUCAUCAAAAAAAAUAUACGUGCACAUUCGCUGUUUUCUGUAUCUUGUUCUGGAUUGUGUAUGGCUGAGGAUUGGAAAACUCCGUGCAUGUGUAUUGUUCUAGAUGUUUCUGUUAGGUGCUAUAUUGAUGUGCACCAGCAUCUGAAAUAAAACAUUUUCUUUUUU
This is a messenger RNA of Passer domesticus (house sparrow), 3999 nucleotides long. Its product is annotated as coagulation factor X-like. Gene Ontology annotation, molecular function: calcium ion binding; serine-type endopeptidase activity. Gene Ontology annotation, biological process: proteolysis; blood coagulation; positive regulation of leukocyte chemotaxis. The transcript is spliced from 7 exons. Lineage: Eukaryota; Metazoa; Chordata; Aves; Passeriformes; Passeridae. The record is from RefSeq and is a predicted model, not a curated record. Bases 2049 to 3284 code for a protein of 411 amino acids.